CGAUGGUCACGGACGCCAAGGUGCGAGGCGACUGGCCUCGACGGGACUACUCCAAGCCCUGGCUUGCUUCGCCCUGCAAACUGCCAUCCUCGCAUGCUCGUGCCACGUUCCAUGAUGAUCUUUCUGGCGCGGCGCGAACGGUCGAGCCGCAAUGGAACUCGUCGCCGCCAGAGCCGCCGCGCAUUCUCAAGCAUCAGUUGCUCUGCAAGUCGCCGCUGCCGGUAUCGGCGCCGGUGCCGUGCCUUUUGUCGACCGCCAAGGCAAGCCGAGCCGACAAGGUCAGCGCUGGGAUCACCAAGCCAACGCUCUUGGCCCUUCGGCGACAAGUCGAGACGCGCCUCGCCCAAGACCGCGACGAAGAGCGCCGAGAGAAGAACGAAUGGUGGUGGGCCAGCCAGACCUCGACACCGUCGUAACCAUGAUACAUGAAAGGCCUCAAAGCCACCAGCUCCAGCACCAAAGUCGAGACGACGUCUUGAUAGAUGCCAGAGAUAGCGCUGUAGCGGUGACCGAGUCCAGUGCCAAAUUCACAUUUCCCAAUACCUGGG
This is a messenger RNA of Saprolegnia parasitica CBS 223.65, 548 nucleotides long. RefSeq lists its product as hypothetical. The annotation marks the transcript as partial. The transcript is spliced from 3 exons. The record is from RefSeq and is a predicted model, not a curated record. Lineage: Eukaryota; Oomycota; Saprolegniomycetes; Saprolegniales; Saprolegniaceae.